This is a messenger RNA of Penicillium roqueforti, 1422 nucleotides long. RefSeq names its product putative MFS transporter. Gene Ontology annotation, molecular function: transmembrane transporter activity. Bases 1 to 1422 code for a protein of 473 amino acids. Lineage: Eukaryota; Fungi; Ascomycota; Eurotiomycetes; Eurotiales; Aspergillaceae. The record is from RefSeq and is a predicted model, not a curated record. Gene Ontology annotation, biological process: transmembrane transport. The transcript is spliced from 6 exons.
AUGGAAUCCAGACCAGAUCUUGAGUCCCAAAAACCAACCCCGCAGGUGGAUUCUCCUCAAGAAUCGGAAUCAGAAGAUGACCUGGCCCUAAAACCCCAGCCCUCAAACGCCCAUGGCAUACCAACAUGGCGCAAAUGCCUGAUCCUGUUUGUCGUCAGCUGGAUGACUCUAGCCGUCACAUUCUCUAGUACUUCACUAUUGCCCGCAACCCCGGAGAUUGCUACCGAGUUUUCAACUACAUCGGAGAUUCUCAAUGUCACCAAUGCCGGCGUUCUAGUUGCUAUGGGUUUUUCGUCUUUUAUUUGGGGUCCUAUCACUAAGCUAUUCGGCCGUCGCAAUGCAUAUAAUGCAGCUAUCCUUGUGCUUUGCGCAUGCUCAGCCGGUACCGCCGCGGCCAUCAAUUUGCACAUGUUUAUCGCAAUGCGCAUUUUGGGGGGUUUUACCGGUACCUUCUUCAUGGUUGCUGGGCAGACUAUUCUUGCAGAUAUCUUUGAACCGACUGUGCGUGGAACGGCUGUCGGCUGCUUCAUGGUUGGGUCUGUCAGUGGGCCUGCAAUUGGACCCUGUAUCGGCGGUAUCAUCGUCACAUUUGCUCAGUGGCGCAUUAUCUACUGGUUGCAGUUCGCAAUGACUUUACUCGGUCUCAUCUUGUCUCUUCUUUUCGUGCCGAGUAUCCAAGAAAAGAACCGGAGCUCUAGCAAACCGAAGUUUUGCACUGUUAUAAGCAUGUUCAAUCCUCUACACAUCUUUCGUCAAUUCAUAUACCCCAAUGUCUUUCUUGCAUGCCUCACAUGUGGCCUUCUUUCUACAUUCCAAUACUCAAUUCUCACAUCAGCCCGCUCAAUUUUCAAUCCACGUUUCAACCUGACGACUCCUCUCGUCAGCGGCCUAUUCUACCUCUCCCCAGGAAUAGGCUUUCUAGUCGGUAGCGUCAUUGGCGGCAGGUUGUCCGACCACGCCGUGAAGAAAUGGAUUCUCAAACGAAACGGGGAACGCCUCCCUCAGGAUCGACUGAACAGUGGUCUGGUCACCCUUUUCGGGGUCCUCCCAGGUGCAACAUUAAUCUACGGCUGGACUUUACAGGAAGAAGUUGGUGGUAUGGUUGUGCCAAUUAUCGCCGCUUUCUUUGCGGGCGUAGGGCUUCUGGGUACUUUCAAUGGACUGAAUACUUAUGCGGCCGAGGUUAUGCCGCAUGUUCGUUCGGAGGUGAUCAGCUCAAAAUACGUGGUGCAGUAUAUCUUUGCUGCUGCAGCAUCGGCGGCUGUUGAGCCGGUAAUUGGUGCUAUCGGAGUAGGAUGGACAUUUACAAUCUGUGUAUUCUUUGCUCUAAUAAGUGGGUUCCUUGUGCUUGCUAUCACGAAAUGGGGCAUUGAUAUGCAGCGAUGGUCUGAAAGGAAGUACGGCCUCGAUGUGAAGACUUGA